Messenger RNA from Cervus elaphus (red deer), 2674 nucleotides. RefSeq names its product myeloid-associated differentiation marker-like. The transcript is spliced from 2 exons. The record is from RefSeq and is a predicted model, not a curated record. Lineage: Eukaryota; Metazoa; Chordata; Mammalia; Artiodactyla; Cervidae. Gene Ontology annotation, cellular component: cell-cell junction; plasma membrane. The coding region runs from base 1170 to 1838 and encodes 222 amino acids.
CUGGCAACCAAGGAGAGAAGGUGUUUUACUGCUCAGAAGAAUCAACUCCCAACACAGCAAGGCUCAGCCAGGAUUUAUACAAGGAGGGAAGCUGAAACGGCUGCAGGCUGUGUGCCAGGGGUGCGCUGGGCUUCUAUUUGGGGAGACUUUACAUUAACCCCUGGGCUGCCUUGCUGGAUUGAGAAGGGUCAUAGUCUGGUUUUGCCAACCUGCCAAGAUCCCUCCCUGUGAAGUUCUGGAAGGCACUUCACUUGCUCCCCCAGAACAGAAUUCAGACAAAGCAAUUCUCCCUCGGAGAGACUCGUACAGAAUCCCAAGCAAGCCACGUCCCACUCCUGCAGUGUCCAAGUUGAUCCCAAAGUCCCAAAGGGCAAAGAUUAUGCCCAAAUGGGUGGGAAUGGGGGGCGCCCAGGGUGCACACCGUCUACUCACUCAGUCAAGAGCUCGGCUGCUCCUUCAGCGGCCAGUUUCCUUCUCUCAACAGAAAGUGAAAGCAGGCUGUGAGCAAGGAGUGGGGAGGGACAGGCAAGUUCCUAAAACUAGCAAGUUCUGCAUCUGCUUGAAAAUACCUAUAGAUCCUCCCCAACCUUCUCAGCCUCACCCCGCUCCUCGCCCCAGAAAGAUGUGGAGGGGCCAAGCCUAGGGGUCCUGACUGCUGCCUGGAUGCACAGCCUUGUCCCCCAGCUAGUCUCGACUGCUCGUUGCUUAAGAAGCCAAUACAGAGAGACAAGCGUUGGGUAGAAGAAAAGUAGCUUUAUCUUAAGGAAGCCGGCCACCAGGGGAGAAGGUGUUUUACGGCUCAGAAGAAUCAACUCCGAACACGGCAAGGCUCAGCCGGGGGAACUUACAUGGAGGGGAGCAAGAAACGGCUGCAGGCUGCACGCUGGGGGUGUGAUGCACUUGGUUUUUUUUUGAAGACUUGACAGUAACCAGGAACCAGAAACCAUCUUGCUGGAGUGAGACUGUGAGUGUAAUCCUUAUAUUGUUAGGAUUGGUGGUUGUAUCUUUUUGGAAAAAGAAAAACAGAAGCAGAACUAAAAAGGCAGAGUGAAACUGAACCAGUCCAUCAAAACCUGGAGCUGUUUUUUAAUUAUUCACAAGCCUUUGGUUUUAAAACCAGUAAGGUUACAACACCAGUGCCAGUGACCUGCCUGACCGUCUCCGUCACCAUGAGGACGUUCUCAGGCCUGAGCUCCAGGACCGCUUUGGGCUUCUUCCUCCACUUGGGGCAGCUGCUCUCCACCUGCGCGCCCUGCUUGCUGGUGGCCAGCAUGGACACUCGGAGUGAGUGCACAGUUAACUGGUCUGUGUUUCUGUGGUGCAUCUGCUUCAGUGGGACCCUCACCGUCUUCAUGGUGGAGUUGUGUGGCCUCCAAUCCCACUUCCCCUUGACCUGCUAUGAUCUUCUCUGCCACUAUGCCUUCUAUUUCACCCAAUUCUGUCUCUUUGCCUCCAUUAUUUUCGCCACCAACUAUGUUCGGUUCUUGCCUCAGAGCCACACCCGGAGCCAAGCCAUCACCGCCACUGCCUGCUCCUUCAUCAGUUCUGUGCUUUACGCCAUCGAAGUGGCCUGGACCUGUGCCCUGACUGGUGAUACAUCCUGCUUUCUGCCUUCUGAUCCAGGCAAGCUGGAAAGGCUGGUGAUCUUCCUGCUCUAUGUCAUUUUGGCUUUAUUUUUAAGCACCACUAUCAACUCCAACAGCGAUUUCCAGUACACGUCUGCCAUGGUAAAACAAACGAUCCUAUGCUCCAUCUUCUUCUACCUGGGGAUGAUGUCCGCCCUGUGGCGUGAAGACAACAAUGAAACACGGAUACCUGUCUACUAUCCUUUACUGUAGAGGGAGACCAUGUCUCCAUCCUCCUGUCUACCAGCGCUCUGUCCUCUGCUCACUUGGCCCCUUUGAUGAGAAGUUGGGUGGGCUGCCCCUGUGGUACAGUGAUGUGAGCUGACGUGAUAAAAAAGAGGAAAAAAAAAAAAAACCUCACCUGCUCUAUGUGCGUCUGGGAUGAAUGUUGGACUGUGGCUGUCUUGACAGCCACUAACCUGCUAAUUUACUUGGCUGACCUGCUGUACAUGGCCUCGGAGGCUUUGCAGGGACUGAGGAUGGGCCCCGGGGCUCCCGAUUUCUCUUCUCACUUGCAGUUUCUUCACUGAGCUCUGAUGUUCUUUUCCUGGUUCGCUCUCUCCCCUCUCACAUCCUUCCCCAUUCAUCUCCCUCCCUUUCCAUUUCCUUCCCUCCUUCUGCUCUGUCUCUUUGUUUACCUUUUUAGCUGCCUUCUCUUUCCACUCUCAUCUUUUCUGUAUUUUCUGCUUUUUGUCUCAAGGGCGAAAAUUAUGGGAAGACUAUAUUUUGUAUGGAAAGUUUCUUUCCAAAUUUUUGUUGGGUGGAUGGGUACUGCUGCUGCUAUAGUUGAAGAAACUGCAUUUCUUGAGUGUGUGCUGUACACACGUGUGUUUCUAUGUGCUAGUUGCUUUCUGCUGUUGCUUCUCUGGGACCCACCCAUCAUAUGAUCUAAAUAAAUGUAAAUACGCAUAUAUAUAUUUUAAUUCUCUGGGAUUUCUGGAUACCAUCAAAUCCUGCUGUUCAUAGAGAGAAGCCUGUCCUUUCUCCUAAAUCUACAAUGUUCUUUUUUAAAACUCAACACAAAUAUAAAAGAAAAAAACACAAACCAA